CAGGUUGUUCUUACGUGAUAGGGUCAAAAGAGCUGUUUUUGCCUCAACCACAAAAUUCUCUGGAAUUCUCUUCAGGGACGACUCAACCCUAUAAAAGGGAGUCCAGUGGAGUCAGGAGGAACUUGGGAGGACACUGUGAAGGGCCCCGCUUGUGGCACGAUGAAGAGCCUUCCUGUUGGCUUUUUUGUUCUCCUGAUCUUCAUCCUGAGUGUCCAUCUCGGAGUUGCCACACGUGGCAGCAAUGUGGCCAAGUUCUGCUGCUUCCAAUAUAGCCACAAGAUCCUUCCUUGGAAGUGGGUGCAUUCCUAUAAAUUCACCAGGAACAGCUGCUCCCAUCGGGCUGUGAUAUUCGUUACCAAAAAAGGCCAUAAAGUCUGUGCACAGCCAAAGGAAAAAUGGGUGCAAAGAUACAUUUCUUUACUCAGAGCACAGCAGCAAAUGUGACCUGUUGAACCUUCAGCCCCAGGGUUCCUGGACCCUGCUCUUGAGAUUGCUAUCCUUGGUGGAGCCUGGAGAUUUUCUUCAGCAGGAGGCCCCAUGGGCUGGAGGAG
Leopardus geoffroyi (Geoffroy's cat) is the source of this 551-nucleotide messenger RNA. It is a transcript of the gene CCL26, whose product is annotated as C-C motif chemokine ligand 26. Bases 160 to 444 code for a protein of 94 amino acids. Lineage: Eukaryota; Metazoa; Chordata; Mammalia; Carnivora; Felidae. The record is from RefSeq and is a predicted model, not a curated record. Gene Ontology annotation, biological process: positive regulation of ERK1 and ERK2 cascade; lymphocyte chemotaxis; positive regulation of GTPase activity. The transcript is spliced from 3 exons. Gene Ontology annotation, cellular component: extracellular region. Gene Ontology annotation, molecular function: CCR chemokine receptor binding; chemokine activity.